Messenger RNA from Apodemus sylvaticus (European woodmouse), 1594 nucleotides. It is a transcript of the gene Map2k2, whose product is annotated as mitogen-activated protein kinase kinase 2. Bases 215 to 1444 code for a protein of 409 amino acids. NCBI's taxonomy places the organism in Eukaryota, Metazoa, Chordata, Mammalia, Rodentia, Muridae. The record is from RefSeq and is a predicted model, not a curated record. Gene Ontology annotation, biological process: protein phosphorylation. Gene Ontology annotation, molecular function: ATP binding; protein kinase activity. The transcript has 11 exons.
CGGCCUGCGCUCUUGUGGCCGCCCCCUGUUCCCCAACCUCCCGGCUACGCUGCAGCGUCAGCUUCACUGGGCCUCGGCGUCGGUCUUCUUUAGCAGGCGCUCCCGGCUCGGCCGCCUUCCACCUUCUGUCCGGCCUAGGCCGCAGCCCCGGGCCCGCGUCGCGCCGCCCCCUAUGGGCCCCGGCUGAGGCCCCGCCGCCGGCCGUGGAGCCCUAAUGCUGGCCCGGAGGAAGCCGGUGUUGCCGGCGCUCACUAUCAACCCUACCAUCGCAGAGGGCCCGUCCCCCACCAGCGAAGACGCCUCCGAGGCAAACCUGGUGGACCUCCAGAAGAAGCUGGAAGAGCUGGACUUGGACGAACAGCAGAGAAAGCGGCUGGAAGCGUUCCUUACCCAGAAGGCUAAGGUCGGCGAGCUCAAGGAUGACGACUUUGAGAGGAUCUCCGAGCUGGGUGCUGGCAAUGGCGGCGUGGUCACAAAGGCCCUGCACAGGCCGUCGGGCCUCAUUAUGGCCAGAAAGCUGAUCCACCUGGAGAUCAAGCCAGCCGUCCGCAACCAGAUCAUCCGGGAGCUGCAGGUGCUGCAUGAGUGUAACUCACCGUACAUUGUGGGCUUCUAUGGUGCAUUCUACAGUGACGGCGAGAUCAGCAUUUGCAUGGAGCACAUGGAUGGUGGCUCACUGGACCAGGUACUGAAGGAGGCCAAGAGGAUUCCUGAAGACAUCUUGGGGAAGGUCAGCAUUGCGGUGCUCCGUGGCCUGGCGUACCUCCGAGAGAAGCACCAGAUCAUGCAUAGAGCCUCACCCCUGGCCCUGUCUGCAGAUGUGAAGCCCUCCAACAUCCUGGUGAACUCUCGUGGGGAGAUUAAGCUGUGCGACUUCGGGGUGAGCGGCCAGCUGAUUGACUCCAUGGCCAACUCAUUUGUAGGGACACGCUCCUACAUGUCUCCAGAGCGGCUGCAGGGCACCCACUACUCUGUGCAGUCGGACAUCUGGAGCAUGGGGCUAUCGCUGGUGGAGCUGGCCAUUGGGAGGUACCCCAUCCCUCCACCUGAUGCCAAGGAACUAGAGGCCAGUUUUGGCAAGCCUGCGGUGGAUGGGGCAGAUGGAGAGCCCCACAGUGUCUCACCACGGCCCAGGCCCCCGGGACGCCCCAUCAGUGUAGGUCAUGGGAUGGACAGCCGACCGGCCAUGGCCAUCUUUGAAUUGCUGGACUACAUAGUGAACGAGCCACCGCCCAAGCUGCCCAGUGGUGUGUUCAGCUCAGACUUCCAGGAGUUUGUGAGUGAAUGUCUCAUUAAGAACCCAGCAGAGCGAGCGGAUCUGAAGCUGCUGACGAACCACGCUUUCAUCAAACGCUCCGAGGGGGAGGAAGUGGACUUCGCCGGCUGGUUGUGCAGAACCCUGCGCCUGAAGCAGCCCAGCACACCCACACGGACUGCAGUGUGACAGCAAUCUCCCAGCAGUCUGUGUUCUUGUCCCUAUCGGCACAAUGGCCGCCUCUGGGGACAGUGAUGCUGUGUUAUGGCAGGGGACCUGUGCCCAUGCAUUUGAAAAACCAAACAAAAUGGAGAAAGAGAGAAAGAAAGCUGCCACUGG